Opisthocomus hoazin is the source of this 1980-nucleotide messenger RNA. The record is from RefSeq and is a predicted model, not a curated record. NCBI's taxonomy places the organism in Eukaryota, Metazoa, Chordata, Aves, Opisthocomiformes, Opisthocomidae.
AUGGAAAAGCUGGAGGCAAAAGAUCAAGAACGAAGGGAGUCUGAACUAGCAGAACUUCGUUCACUGGAACAGAAGUUUUUGUCUGCACAGCAGUGGAAAACAGAUUAUAGAGCACGUGCAAAGUGGGAGCAUUACCUCAGUUGUGAUGGAAGUCCUGACCCAAGUGUACUGCCGGAAAUAAAUACCUUCAUGAGCUUAUGGCGUGAAGAUCAAAAUGAGGACAUUCAUCUUGUGAUGGAGAAGGGAGAACAGGUGCUAAAUUUAAUUGAGAAGUUGCAGUUUCUUUUAUUUGACACACAACCAAAUGAGAUAACAGAAAAAGAAGCAAUCCAGUACCAGGAAUCUAUUCUGGAACUGCAGAAUCUGCUUCAUCAGAAGUACAAUGGAGCUACAGAGCACCUGCUUAAAACAGCUAAUAUGUAUGAAGACUCUAAAACUGGAAAUAUGCAGGCAGUCAUGAAGGAUAAAAAUGUUACUUUCUGUGUUUGGGCCAAUCUGAAGAAGAAAGUAAGGUUGAAAAAUCACGUGUUUUCUGAUGUGCAGCAUGGAUUUGAUCUUCCAAAGUCACUGGCUGUGAGUAGCAUUGCAGUUCGCAUAUUGCAUACUCAUUAUGAUCAUGUAUCUCCACUUCGGCUCCAGUGUCAGUGUGUGCCAAAAUUGGAAGUCUUAUAUAGCAAAGAGUUAACUCAGCAUUCAAAAGAGGAGGUAGAAGAACCAGAAGAAGAGGAAAAGAAAGCCAGAGAAGAGCUCAGCGUGUCUGCUGAAGAAGAAACGUGUUCUGAUGGGAGGAAGAGCGCUACCUCAUUCAAAGACAACAGCAGCAGAGCUGAUAGAAAUGAGAUGACAGAGGAGGAAACUGAGAAGAAAUCAGAGAUCUUGGACAUACCGUCACAAGUUCAGGAGCCACUGACGCAGGAAGAGAUGACUGAAAAAGAAGAGGCGCUAACUGAUGAACCUGUUGUCGAUUUGCAGCGGUUUGUGCCAGUGGGGGGGGUGUACCACAUUGACCUACUGCAGCUUCCACCUCGGGUCAGCCAGCUCAAGGGCUGGAGCAUGGUGGAGUUACUCGAUGUUGGAUUGGAGGCAUACCCAUAUCCCCCCGAAGAGGCUGAAGAUGCCACACAACCGCCAAUUGAGAUAAGCCUUAGGCUUCCUGACAAUGUGAUGUAUUUUGCGGAUCCUCUGAUAGCCCGAUGGGAUCCUGCAGGUCAACAGUGGAGAACCGAUGGCAUCAGCAACGUAAGGUACAAAGCACAAGAAAAGAGAAUCGCCUUUGAGAUGGGUGCCUUUUACACAAUAGCGCUUCUCCAGGAUGCGCAUCUCAACAUGCCCUAUCAGGCGUGGGAAUUGCAACCUACCACUACCGAUGAAGCACUGCUUACAGUUACUACAGUCUUUGCAAUAAUUCAGAUACAAAUUAAGGAUAAUCAGUGUAUGUUGUCUUCAGUAGUGGUGGAAGAGAAGGAUGUGCUUUCCCAUGUCACUGGGAAAUGGCUAAGUCCCGCUGACCUAAGAGCAGUUUUGAAAAGAGCUGGUGUGAAUAUUUUCCCAGGAGAGUAUUCUCACAAGUACAUCUCUAUGACCAAUAAGUCUGCCAUAGCAGAAGUUAGGGCCUAUCAACAGAUGGCACUUGUUGCAUCUGCUUUUGCUUUUGCCUGGAGCAAGUGGAAUGUGGAAGCUGGUCAAGAGCAAGUAGUGUUCAAGGUAAGCGAGCACCUUACAGCAGAUUCUGUCAAAGACAAAGACUGGGCUCUUUACAUGUUUAACGGUCAGAAAGCACAAAAGCUCAAGAUCAUUGAAACCAGUGAAACCUUUUCAGAAGAGCUAGCAGAAGGUUCUGAAUUUCACUCCACACUCUACCACAUGCUGAAGGACUUUGCCAGCAAAGAAGCAAUGGAUAAAGUGGAAACGGCUAGCUGCUUGUUUAUUGAUGUUGUGUAUCAGCUACUACUUGCUACAAGAGUUUUAACAUACUCUUAA